Haemonchus placei is the source of this 978-nucleotide messenger RNA. The record is from the annotation of a GenBank genome assembly. Lineage: Eukaryota; Metazoa; Nematoda; Chromadorea; Rhabditida; Trichostrongylidae.
GUGCUUCUUCCUCGGAAACGAUGCAUUGAUGAGAAAAGUACGUGGCGAAUGCUAGCCAGUCAGAGCACUUUGAUACAUCAAUUGUCUGUGUGCAUAGAUAUGAAAUGGAUGCCCUUGAUUAUUGGGCCCAGAAAUUGUGGCAAGCGUUCGGCUCUAGAAUGUCUAGCACAAAUUUGUGGUGUUGAGCUUCAUACCAUUGUGCUCACUCCCGAGACGGAUGCACAGGAACUCAUCGGUUCAUAUGAGCAGGUAAUCGAUGAUUCUGCUCUCAACGAUGCUAAAACGACUUUGUGUAGCCUCUUGAAACAUCACGUUGACGAAGCUGUACUGAAGAAAUUAAACGAUGCUGACGAUGUGACACAGUUGGAGAUGAUAGCCGAAAUUGAACUCGUUGAUAUGAAGGAAAGCAACGGUAGUGUGGUUGAUGAGUGUCGUGAAGUGCUGGCUCAUGCUGCCCGAUCUGCAAUGCGAUUCGACUGGAUCGACAGCUUGUUUGUACGUGCGUACCUGGACGGUCAUUGGUUGCUGAUAGAAGAUGUGAACCUGUGCAGUGCUGCUGUAUUGGAUCGCCUCAAUAGUUGCCUAGAAAGCGAUGGUCGUCUUGUUGUAUCAGAACGCCAAUCAUCAUACGAGCCACUGGAGCCACAUCCUAAUUUUAGAGUUUUUCUCUCAAUGGACAGUCGUAAUGGCGAAAUCUCACGAGCGAUGCGAAAUCGUAGCGUAGAAAUAUUUGUAGAGAAAGCACAGCAGUGGAAUGCUAAUCCUCCAGACAUUGCUGCUGUUGUUCAUCAAAAUGGGAAAUCUAUACCUUAUAAGGUUUUGGAUGCAUUGUCUUCGCUAUCAGCCGAAAAACAAUUGCACUUCUCCGCUCUUCUAAGCGAAAUUUCGCUUGAAGAGGCGUGCCGCAUAGUUGGUAUACCGUGUUCGACAAUGGAUGAUGACGGAAUACAGAACUGUUCAAUCGCCCCAUUCAUAUGA